Molecule: messenger RNA, 348 nt
Organism: Rotaria socialis
Lineage: Eukaryota; Metazoa; Rotifera; Eurotatoria; Philodinida; Philodinidae
Source: the annotation of a GenBank genome assembly
AUGCAACGAACAUCAGUUCUACAACCGACUGCAACAGUCGAUUCACUUAUUCAAGAGGAAGAGAAAGCUAAUGAUAUAGCUAUAUGGGUUGUUUUUCGUAAAAUGCUCUUUUUUACUGUUAUGAUGACACUGGCGCCAAUAGCAUCAUUUUUCAUCUCGAAAGAUUAUUUAUUUGCAGGAAUAUUUAAUAUGACUGAUACUCGGAGUUACAUGUUUUCAGCUGCUGUAGCCGUUAUUGUCGUUCAUAUUAUAUUAAUUGCAUUUCUUUACGUUGCAUUCCGUGAUGAUCGUUCAGGCAAAAAGACAAAAACUGAUCUUAUUAAAGAAUCAACUGGCAAAAAAGACUAA